Molecule: messenger RNA, 207 nt
Organism: Paramecium tetraurelia
Lineage: Eukaryota; Ciliophora; Oligohymenophorea; Peniculida; Parameciidae
Exons: 1
Source: RefSeq, a predicted model, not a curated record
AUGGAUGAUUUCAUUAAAUAAAAGAAAUAAAAAUGUUCACAAUAUGCUCAAAAUUAUAUUCAAGAAAAAAAUAAGAAGAAAAAAGUACUUGACUUCACUUUAAGUCUGAUGCAAAUAUUUAGUGCUCCAACUAACGAAGAUUUAAUAGAAAUAUAUAAAAUAUAUGCAAUCUAAAAAAUAUCGUAAAUUAAUGAUUCAAUCAAUUGA